AUGGCUAGAAUGUCUUUGAUCGCCUACAGGGUGAGGAAAUCGCCCUUUCUAUUUGUUGUUUUGCCAAUAUUUGCGCUUUUCUGCAUGUACCAGGUGCUAUUUUCGAAGGAGGGGAGUAUUUUGGGGCUUAGUGAUGCGAUUGUGAAUAACCAGUGGGCACACCAACAAGAAAAGACGUUUUAUUUCCCAUAUUCGAAGAAAUACAAGAUGCCAAAGUACACUUAUAAGAAGGCAUCUGGGUGGCUAUUAAACGACAAGGGGGAUGAUAUGAUUCCUGAGGGCCACAUUGCACGUUACGAUUUGAAUAAACUCAAGUCUACGAGCAAUGCUGUUGCCAACGAGGAAAAAGUAUUGAUCUUGACACCUAUGCAGACUUUCCACCAAGGGUACUGGGACAAUUUGUUGAAGAUGACUUAUCCACGGACUCUAAUUGAGCUUGGGUUUAUUAUUCCAAGAACCGCUUCUGGCGAUGUUGCAUUACAGAAACUUGAAACGGCUGUCAGAGCAGUGCAAACAGGCCCAAAGGAAGAGAGAUUCGCAAAGAUCACAAUCUUGAGACAGGCUUCUCAAUCUUUCGAUAGACUGGGUGAAAAAGAGAGACAUGCCCUUGAGGUACAGAAGGAGAGACGUGGUGCAAUGGCACUUGCCAGAAACGAGUUGCUAUUCUCUACCAUUGGCCCACACACAUCAUGGGUUUUAUGGUUGGACGCGGAUAUCAUUGAAACCCCAUCUACCGUGAUCCAAGACAUGACUGCCCUCAACAAGCCGGUGCUUGCUGCCAACGUCUACCAGAGAUACUUCGAUAAGGAAGAAAAGAAGAGCAAGAUCAGACCUUACGACUUCAAUAACUGGGCUGAAUCAGAGAUUGGUUUACAAUUGGCACAAAGUAUGGGCGACGACGAGAUCAUUGUGGAAGGUUACUCUGAUAUCGCCACCUACAGACCAUUAAUGGCGCAUUUCUAUGACGAAAACGGGGCAAGCAACGCUAUUAUGGAACUAGAUGGUGUUGGUGGUGGUUGUACUCUAGUUAAGGCAGAAGUUCACAGAGAUGGUGCCAUGUUCACGAACUUCCCAUUCUACCACUUAAUAGAAACAGAAGCAUUCGCUAAAAUGGCCAAGAGACUAGGAUACACAGUGCACGGUUUGCCAAACUACUUGGUGUACCAUAUCGAGGAAUAA
This is a messenger RNA of Kluyveromyces marxianus DMKU3-1042, 1179 nucleotides long. RefSeq names its product mannosyltransferase complex subunit MNN9 (gene MNN9). NCBI's taxonomy places the organism in Eukaryota, Fungi, Ascomycota, Saccharomycetes, Saccharomycetales, Saccharomycetaceae. Gene Ontology annotation, biological process: protein N-linked glycosylation; cell wall mannoprotein biosynthetic process. Gene Ontology annotation, molecular function: alpha-1,6-mannosyltransferase activity. The record is from RefSeq and is a predicted model, not a curated record. Gene Ontology annotation, cellular component: mannan polymerase complex. The coding region runs from base 1 to 1179 and encodes 392 amino acids. The transcript has a single exon.